AACAUGAAGACAAACCUGAUUUGGUUAAUGAAGAUAGUAUUUAUUCCAAGACCAAUGAUGGUAAUAUGGACUUUUUUAAGGAAGAUUGGCAGCUAAGCCAAUUUUGGUAUUCCAAAGAAACAACUGAUGUAAUAAUUCAAGAAGUUCUAAUGCACACAAAUGAAAUGGAUCGAAUUGCAUGUAUUAGCACUCCAACAGUAUUUGUCAAACUAAAAUCGAUUACUCCACCUUUAAAACAAUCAAUCUAUCUAUUCGAAUUUGACACUCGAUUCGAUAUAUAUGGUUCUGACUUCAUUCAAUACGACUAUAAAACCCCUACCAAAUUUCGCGAUUGUUCAAAGCUUCGAAAUACUUUUGAUUUUAUUGUAGUAGAUCCACCAUUCCUGAGUGAAGAUUGUUUUACUAAAACCAUGAUCACUGUUAGAUGGCUUGGGAAAAAAGAAACUUGUGCUGUUAUGCAAGACCUGGCUGAUCGAUUAAUCAAGGCUCGAAUGACCUCUUUCUAUCCUCAACACCAAG
This is a messenger RNA of Racocetra persica, 519 nucleotides long. Lineage: Eukaryota; Fungi; Glomeromycota; Glomeromycetes; Diversisporales; Gigasporaceae. The record is from the annotation of a GenBank genome assembly.